CGAAAGCUGUAAUGAAUGUUCUCGCGCAUCUGUAAAGUCAAAACCGACGCUUUCCAACGGGCAGAACGGGAUCAUUAUUACGGCAUUAUGAACUUUUGACGCCGGACACCGGGAAUCUGUCAGGAGAUUAAGGUACAGGCCAGCAGCUGCCAGCUUGGCGAGGAGGAGCAUUUCCUGGCCUGAAUGCGAACCGACUGCAGCUGGAGCAUGUCCACUGCAGGCUUGACUGCCCAGGAGAUCUGUUUACCCACGCAAAGCCUUUUCCUGCGGGGCAGCCACUGGCAUAGCAUGGCCGGAGCUAAGCCCUCUUGGAAAUGCAAUGAUCUACGCAACUUAUACCUAAGCAUUGAUUCUUCUACGGAUUAUAACAUUGAGUCUCAGAAAAAGGUGCUGCCGACAUCAUAUUCAGCAGUGGAAAAACAGCGGAGUCACAAUAAUUCAACAAACAGCACAGGAGCCCAGCCCUUGCCCCCUAAAAAACCUCGGCCUUCCCAGCUCACUUUACACACGGAGCCCUAUACGUCAAAUCCUGCCAAAGACGACCAAGUGGUUCCCUGCUUUGAACGUUUGACUGUAUCUGACCGCAUCAGUCCUCCACAGACGCCCAGUCGAGCCACCAAACCCCUUCCCCCAAUCCCCGGCUCUGCGGAGCUUUCCCCUGAUCAGGCUAUGGACAGUGAAGUAGAGUUUUUCAAUGGAGAUGAAAAUCACUGCCUAGUUUCCGAAUCUUGCUCCAAAAACUCUCCGUUCCGCUAUGGGAUGCCCAGUAGGAGGAGUUUCAGGGGCUGUGGACAAAUUAAUUAUGCCUACUUUGAAGGUCCCACAUCCCAGCAGAAACAGCAGCAACAACAACAGAAGGCGAGACAGGAGCGGGAAAACCAACAGAGAGAACAAGAACUUCGUGAUCAGCAACAGAACUGUAUACGACAGCAGGAACGUACGCAAAGAAAGCUGCGACGGUCCCAUUCUGGGCCCGCGGGCUGCUUUAACAAAACCGCCUCCUUCAGAUACUCCAGUCACCACAGGUACACACACAACCUGGAUAAACCAGAGGUUCCUCCAAGAGUCCCAAUUCCCCCACGACCAAUCAAAACCGGAGACAACCGCCGCUGGUCAGCCGAAGUCUCAUCGGGAGCCAACAGCGACGAUGACCGACCUCCGAAAGUUCCCCCUAGAGAACCUUUAUCUGCGUGUCCACGCACACCCAGCCCAAAGAGCCUCCCCAUAUACUAUAACGGGAUCAUGCCCCCUACUCAGAGCUUUGCUCCGGACCCUAAAUACGUCAGUCGUGGUUUGCAACGACAAAACAGCGAAGGCUCGCCAUGCAUUCUUCCUGUCAUGGAGAACGGCAUGAAGGCCAGCAACACGCACUACUUUCUUUUGCCACAGCGGCCGUCAUACCUAGAUAAACAUGAGAAGUAUUUAACGGACAGCACAGCGAGUCGAAGCACAAGCGCUUCCGAUUCGAGUUCAGACUGGGACUGUCAAAGCAAACGAAAAACGACGCACCAAAUAGACUUGGUAUGAACUAACCAAGUGCACAAAAGACUUCUUCGCUGCUUUGUUGCAGUUUUGCUCGUAAGUUUGAGCAGGUUACAAUUAAAUAGCAGUUACUGGGA
Messenger RNA from Danio rerio (zebrafish), 1619 nucleotides. RefSeq names its product ERBB receptor feedback inhibitor 1a (gene errfi1a). The record is from RefSeq and is marked provisional. NCBI's taxonomy places the organism in Eukaryota, Metazoa, Chordata, Actinopteri, Cypriniformes, Danionidae.